UAUUUCAAGUGAGGAUUGUUGAAUAAAAAAAAAAAAUUAUAAUAAUGAAAAAUAAAUGCAAGAAGGUGUUCACAAGUGUUUAAGUGAAGUUGGGGGGGUUGAUGUGUUGUAUGUAUCAGGUGAAGUGUGCUUCGUGGUAGUCAAAAAGAUUCUCAGACUGGCACGAACAAGUACCAUAGCUCAAUUUUUUUUUUCUUUUAUAUUAUUUUUUUUAAUUUUAUAACAAACUCCUGGAAAGCUUAUACAGUGAACUUUGAGUUAUUGUCUAUCUUAAUUUUUCAUUCUCUAAAAAAGGAAAAAAAAAUAGAAAAAAAAAAAAAAACUCCACAUAGUUUUUUAGUCAAAACGUUUUUGCCAUAUUUUACUUUUCCAUUUCUUAAUUCAUUUUUUUAUCUUUUAUAUUUUAUUUCCAGCUUUAGUUGUAAUUUUACAUUAUUAUUUUUUUUUUUUCACUGAAAGAAAUUUUAUAUUUUGGCUCUUGACUAUACCUCCGGGUGAAUUUUUUAAAAGGGGGUCUCAGUGAAUUUUGAGUAAGUGCCCUUCUCUGCAGCAGCAUAAUACUCACGUUCACAUAUAUUUCUUGUCUACCAUAUAUCGCAUAUUACUCAGACCCCCAUCAUUCCAUUUUAUUCACAUACAUGUGAACAAGCACCAUACAAACUCAAGUGUCAAUUUUCUUUUUUAUAUAUAUACAUAUAUUUUUCCCUUUGAAUUUCUACGCUCGAGGGAAUCAUGAUGAUCAUACAUGUACACACUUGAAACUCAGACGAAUUAUUUCGAUCGUGCUUUCUUAACAAGUGAGUGAAUUGUAAGUCAUUCUAACGCUUUGCAUUAAUAUUUUUUUUUUCUUUAUCCCGUGCAUAUAUCAUGAAAAAUAAAAAAUAAAUUUCAAGUGAAUUUUUUCCGUGUGUAAAGAACGAUGGUGUCAAUAAAAAGACAAAUGGAAAUUUAAAAAAUCAAGUAAUUUAUACACUUUUAUUUUUUCUUCAUGAGAAAUAAAAAUACAAGUUAUCAAUCGGGGAAAUGAGUUUGACGUGGACGAACAUGGACAAAAUUGAAAUUAAACGGAAGCUGAGGAUAUAUUCGGAAACGAACUUUGCAAUAUCCUUAAUUUAUUAAAAAUAAUGAAAAAAUAAAAAUUAAUUUCAUUCAAAAUAAAAUAAAUAAAUAUAUUUUAUAUUUUAAUGUGAUAAUUAAAUAUUUUAUAAAUUUUUUUUUUUUUAUUUUAUGCAACGUUGUGUUAUAAGUUUGAUUUUUUCUUUUUUUUCUUGGAAAAGUGUUUCUUUAUUUUUAUGAUGUUAGAGCCUUGAAUAGUGAGUGAACGAGUCAUGUCACGUGCUGAAAUUAUCUUGGCACGCUUCGUGCAAGCGUUACAAUAUUUUUUAUCAUUUUUUUUGAUAAUUUUAAUUGUAACAAAGUGUACAGUUAAUGCCAGUGAAUUUCCCGAGAGAGAAUGUUGUGAUCCAAUAUAUCCAAUACCAGAACCAACCAGUAAAGCACCCUCAGUACCAACACCAACUGGAAGAAGUGGAUCAAAUAUAAAAACAGCUGUGGCAAUAUUAAAUUGUCUUUUUGCUCGACAAUUGUGCUUUGAAGAUCCUUCUUGCAGUGCUAUUUUGGAAAUAAUACCACGUGUUUGUGGUGCUGAACUUGUGGCAUGUUCAACAGUGACUGUAGCAAAAUGUCAAGCAGCAUUAAAAACACUGCAAGCAUUUUCAUUUUUUCGACCAACAUGUCUUUGCAAGGAGCCUCACAUGGAUCCAGAAUGCAAUAGUUUUCAAAAUUUUCUAUUUGAUCAUCCUUGUAUAUACGUCAUGAAAAAAGACAAAGAUACAUAUCCAAUUGAUGCGUUGAUGACUUGUAAUCAUGCACUGAGUGUAUGCCAACGUGGGAAACCAUGCUUCAAACUUUUUGAGGAUUUUAAGUCAAGUUGCAAAACUCGUGAUGGUAAAUGCAGAAUGGAGAGUCGAGAGGCUUGCCAUGAUGCCUGGACACAAUUGAGAUUAUCACCAAUGUUUGGAUGUAUUUGUCCUGGAAAUCAAAUUAAAAAACGAUGUGACAAAAUAUUUUCUACAGUCAAUCAUAAUCCAUGCAUUGACUAUCUGCCUUCGUCCGUGUCGGUUGAUCUAUCGGGAACGGAUUCUGCCCUAUAUCCAUACGACCCCCAACAGGAGAACUUCCAAGAGAUCUGGUUGCCCCCAACCAGUAUGUAUCCCUAUUUUUUAUUCCCAGCGACAUCGCGUACCUAUAACGAUCCAAAUGACAAUGAUCGUCAUCGUCACGGUCAUUAUGGUUUACCAGAACAACCGGGUAUAUAUGGUACCAUUAAAAAUAAUCAAAAUAAUAAUUAUGAUACACAUCAAAAAAAAAUAACAGAUGUUAAUCAUAAUAAAUUAAAUAAUAUAAAUAAACAACAGCUAUAUUAUCCUGAUAAUAAAAAUAUAGGAUUAGAACGUGAUAAUAAUAAUUAUUAUCCUUUAUUAGUAUCUUCAUCAUCAGCUCCUUAUUAUUUUUCUACAAUAUCUACAAUAUUUUCUACCUCUUUACCAAAUUAUCCAAAGCAUGAACGUGAUCCUGUACAACGUCAAUCAAUUAAUCCUUAUGAGCAUGAUAAUAAAAAUAAUAUGCACAAUAAAUUAAUGCACAAUCGUCAUGAUAAUUAUAAUUAUCAUGACAAUUAUCCAAAUGCACCAUCCAACGUAGAAAACAACAAUGACCCAGCACAAUCAGCACACCAACAAUUUGGCACCAACGUAUUUGCACCAAGACCUAUCUUCAAUCGGAUUAAUGAAAAUGAUGAUGAUACAUUGAAGAAUUAUUAUGGUCUACCAAUUGAUCAACUAUUUAAUCUACGAAAAGCUUUUUAUGGCUUUGUUGACCAAGUGAAAAUAAUAUCAAAUCCUGAUAAUUCAACGAGUUAUGAAGUUAUGGAAUCACAACUUGAAAAUCCAUUAAUUGAUACGGAUCAUCAGGAUCUUUAUGCACUCAAACAAUUGGCAUUACCUGGUCUUCGUCAUCGGCCUUAUCAUCGUCAAAAUCACACUGAUAAUCAAGAUGAUUAUAUUAAUACUGGUAUUGAUACUGACAAAACAAUUUUCCAACCGAUGAAAUUGGUACUUACUAGUACAUGUCAUCAUGCCUAUCAACUGUGCAAAAAUGACUCCGAGUGUCAGGGACUUCUUCAACCAGUUCUAAAUCAAUGUGACCUGGCAAGCUGUUCUCGUAAUGAAUGCAUGAAUGCUCUCCAAAAUUUUUACAAGAAAGCCAACGAUUUGCACUCAAUGGAAAUUGCAUUUUGUCUCUGCAAAAAAACUCAGGACAAACAGGAUGAAUGCAUAACUGCUCAAGAAAAAAUGCAUCCAGUUUGUGCCCAAGGUCAUGAUCUUGUGGAAUUACCAACUUGUCAUAGUUUAGCUGAAGCUUGUCGUGAAGACAAAAUGUGCAGAAUAAAAUUGGAGCAUUAUGAGCAAAGUUGUGCUGUAGAUAGUAUGACAAAGAAGUGCGCCGGUCCACCAGCAGAUUGCAGACGAGCAAUGCUUGGUAUUCUAGGCACUGAGUUGAGGUCAAAUUGUGCUUGUAAAGGUACUGACCUAACGCAGCUUUAUGAUUGUCUUGGAUGGCAACGUUUACUCUGGGUCAAUCCAUGCGUGGUUGAAUCCCAGAAGGAUUUUCAUGCACGAAAAAAGCAUCAUCAUCAUAGUCAUUUAAAAACUACUACUUCAACAGAGGUAUGGAGUACGUCGGCAACAUUUAUCGCAACAACACCAACAAUUACAGAGACAGUAGACGAAGACAAUGUGAUACCGGAAGUUACAAAAAUACCAUCGUCUACAUUUGGAGAAAUAACUUCAAUUGUUGAUAGUAGUAGCAGUAGUAGUAGCAGCAUUAGUGCUAGUAGUAGUAGUAGCGGUAUUACAAUAAGUACUACUACAGCUACAACAACUGUUCGUUAUACAACACCAAGUACAACGACAACAAGCACAACACCACCACGUUUUUGCGUGGUUCAAAGGCCAAGGCAAAAUCACCAAUACAUACGUGAAGGCAAAGGAAAAAGGUUGUAUCGUGAAGAUGAACCAGAGUGUUCAGAGUUAUGUCAAUGUGGUGAAGGUGAAGUACUCGUAUGUAACACAAUUUGUGUUGAAUCAUCACCAUGUAAAACCAACUUUGCCUUUUACAAUCAUGCUGCACCAGCUUAUCAAGCUUAUCGUGGACGAUGUUUGUGUUACAGUGGUCGUUUUAUAUGCAUGCGACCAUCUCCUGACUCGUACAGUAUUCCACAUGGUGUUUUUAUGUUUUUGGGAUACAGUGAAACUGAUGAAAAUUUACUUAAAACACAUAAUAAUCAAACUGUGCUGGAUGCAGUUGAUUCACUUGAUCAUUUUAUCAGAGAUAAAUCAGGACAUAAUCAGACUGUGUGCACCCUUUUUCUUUAUAAUAUGACGAGGGAAAAUGUGAUUGCGGUUGCUCGUCUUGGUGGAGAUAAUCUAACAUCCAACAGCACUCCAGCAGAGACAUUGCGACAUCUGCUACGUAUAAAGGAGGAAUGUGGAGGAAGAUUGCAAGAUCUCAGUGAAAAAAUAAACAACAAACAUCAAGAGGUACAUACUCAUCCACUUUUAUCAAUAUUCAAAAUGGCAGAAGUUGAAGUUAAAUUACCUCCCCCAACAAGUGGAAAAUCCCAAAUGUCAUCUCAAUUAAUAUUGAUAACAGUAUCAAUAUUAAUUGUCAAAUUUAUUAAUUUAUUAACAAAUAAUCAAGUAUGUCAAAUAUCGUGACAACUAUUUUAAAUAAUUAAUUAAAUAUUAGAUUACAAUUGUUAUCUGAUAAAAAAAAAAACAAUUUGCACUCAUGAUUAUACUUUCUAGUAAAUGAAAAAAAAAAAAAUUAUAAUAAUUAUAGAUGAUGGUUAGUUAGUGGAGUGUAUAAAAUAAAAACUGUGAAAUAAGUAAUUAGAAAAAAAUUAAAAAAAAAUAUAUAUUUAAAUGAUAAUGUAUCGGGAAAACAAUACUGCUGAUGAAAAUCGAAAAAUAAUUUUAACGAGUUGUUUAAAUUAAAAAAGAAAAUAAAUUAAAAAAAUAUUUGGAUUGCUAGGGAAAAUAAAAAUGAAUAUUGUAAAAUAUUAAAUACAUAUCCGAGCUUUUUUUGAGAUUGAAAUAUAUAAGAGCUUUUUUUUUUGUUUUUUUUUUUUAAUUUUUUUUUUGUGAGAAGGGAAAAUGAGAGAAUCAAGGAAAAGUGUACUCGGCAUCGAGAUGGCUAAAUCGAGACUGAUCCUUGAAAGUAUAUAUCUACUUUUUAUUUAUUUUUUUUUUUUUUGAAUUGUCGUUAGGCAAAUUACCUCGAGAGGGUAGUCAUGUGAUAAUUUCACCCUCGUUCAACCAGAAAAUUUUGUUUAUCUUAUCUUCGUUAUUCUUCGACCUUGGUUAUCACUACCACUACUACCCUCAACGACUUUGUAAAAGUGUAAAAUAGGCUUGUGCUUUUUUGAUUUAAAAAGUAAUUUUUUUCUUUUUUUUUUCCUUCUUUCAAAAUCUUUUGUAUCGUGUGUAUUUUAUCGAAACAUUAUACCCCUGGUAAUUUACGUAAAUUUGUAAUUUAAAAAUGAAAAAAAAAAAUCUAAAAUGACAAAAAACAACUUUUUAAUGUAGAAAAAGAAUGAAAAAAUUUCACAAGGUUUUUUAAAAAUUUUUUUUUUAACUAAUUCUUAAAGUUUUUUCACGAACAAAGUUGUAAAUCUCGUGGAAAUGCGUUUUAGCCCAUGGCGUCGAUUCAGUUGGACCCGAGAUGAGUUAUUCGAUAGAAUUUCCCCAGAGUAUCUGUACGUGCCUGGGAAAAAUAAAAAAUCACAGUAAAAUACCGUUUAAAAAAUUUCAAAAUUUUUAUUUUGUACAAUUUUUUCAUUCGAUUUUGUUUAUUUAUUUAUUGUUAUAUGAAAUCAUUCAAAGCUGAAUUUAUAAAUUACAAUCAUCGAAUAUAAGGAGUAUUGCUAAUGUGAAAAAUAAUACACUAACAUCAUUGAAAAAUAUAAAAAAAAUAAAACUAAAUUUUAGUGUGUGAAAAUUAAAGUAAAUUUGAGAUAUAAUAUCUUGAAUUGCGUUAUGUUGUACAGAUAAAUAUAGAUUUUAAAAAUAUUGAAUAAUUAGAUAAAAAAAAGUAAUAAUAAAUUAACUAAAUUAUUAUUGAGUUAAUCCACACAUGAAAUAACAAAUUAAUUAAAAAUAUUUUGAUGAUUGUAAUUAUAAUUUUGCUCUAAAUUAUUUUAAUAUCAAAAUAUAAUCAAACAAUGUUCCUCAAACAAAUUCCAAUCACUUAUCAUUAAUAAAACAACAAUUAAAAAUUGUUGAAUAAAAAAAACGAGUGUAAAUAAAAUUUUAAAAAUGUUAAAACUGUAAAAAACACCAAAAAUUAUAAUAAUAAUAACGACAAUGUUGACAAAAUAAAAUAUUACAUAAUUAAUAAAAUGCAUUAAGAUAAUAAAAUAAGACAAACAUAGCAAAUAUCUACAAUAAUUCAAGUGUUGAAGAAAAAUAAAAAAUACAUCGAAAAGUAAAACUAUAAAUAUAGCAUGAAAAAACAAUAUAUCAUUGUUUAAUGGACAAGCAACAUUUUCCAUGUACAUAUAUCAAAGUAAGAAAAAAAAAAAAAAAAUGUAAAAUCCAAAAAGAUGAGCUUCGAAUUAGAUGAUCGAUAGCGUUGGUCAGCCACUCGUGAAUUCAUAAUGAUGCAUCAUUCGACAAGCAGCAAGUAUCUUGCACAAAAAAUAGUAAAAAAAAAAAAAAAAAUCAAAGAUGCCUGUCAAAGUAGAAAUUUCUUACAUCAGUCAGACAAAUUUUAAACUGAAAAUAAUUUGUUUUAUUAAGACUGAUUUAAAAAAAAAUGUUUAAAUAUGAUUUUAAUAAAUAAAAAUAAUCACAGAAUAGUUGUUAAUUAAUUUUUAUUGUAUUAUUUUUGAAUAAAUAAAAUUAUCAAUGUAUAAAUAAUUUAAGAUAACCAUGGUUACAUGUUAUCUCAUAAAGCUAAAAGUCUGGAUAAAUUAGAUUCAUGCGACACAGUGGCAUGUGUGACAUGGAUAUCAGAAAAGCAAUAAUGUCCAAAGUUUAUGAUGUUGAAUAAGCGAGGCAUGAUGACAACAAUACAAAGCCAAACCAACACACACACAAAUAAUAUACAGACAUAAAUAAAUAAUAUGAAGAAAAGUAAUAUCUAUAUUUUUAUCAUCAGCUUUUAGCUAUUUCAAAAAUAAAAAUACGAAAAAUUAUAUUUUUAUUUCAUCAAAGUAUAAUUUGUUGUUUAUUGACGUAUAAAAAAAAUAUUAUUGGCUAUAAAAUAAAAUCUAUAUACACAAAACUAAAUAAAUAAUGAGAAAAAAAAUAAAAUAAAUAUCAAUUUACAAUUGAAUUUUUGUGAGGGUAGAUUGUAUGCAGUUUAAAUUAAUUUUUUUUUAUUUUUAUUUGAAUAUUAUAUUUGUCAAUUUAGAGAGAUCAAUGUUGUGAGCAUGGAAUAAUGAUGAGCCAAACGAUUGACAUUUUGUAUAUAAUUUUUAAAAAUAGAAAAAGAAAUUUAAUAAAUCUGGGAGAAUUAUUUAUUGAUGUUUAUUUAUUUAUAUUUUUUUUCGGUUGUGUAAGCUUUAAAUUAAAAUCUCAAUCAUGGUUUGUUAAUUAUUUUAAAAUGCUGCUCAACAUACUAGCUAUCAGUAAAAUAUUUUUUAAAGUUUAUUUAAAAAAUUGUGGAAUAUUUAUUAUUGAUUUUAUUUUUUUGUAUUUUUAUUUAUUUAUUUUUAAAGCAAAGCAAUAAACUGGCAAAAAAAAUUUUAUCAGGUAUUAUCAAUGACACAAGGGUUGAGGGUUGACAAUAGGUCCUAUGUUUUUCAAAAUUGGAUAAAUAAAAAUAAACAAAAAAAUAUUUGUAACUGAUAAACGACCAUGAUAUCUGUGAAUAUUUUUGUUUUUAAAACUUCCGUUAACGCUUGUUGUGUAUUUUAAACUUUAUUAAAAUAUUUUAACUUUUUUUUAACUCCAAUAUAAAAUCAAAAUAGAAUAUUAAUAUUAUAAAAUUGAAUUUUUGCAUAUCAAAUAUCAUAUCAGUAUUUCUUUCUAAUUGAGUUUUUAAAAUAUAAAAUAUAAAAUGAUAAAUACCGUAACUGACAGAUGAAAUUCAUAUCACAUUUGACUGAUAAAAAUGACACUCGAUUUAAAAAAAUCAAGUUUUAAAAUAAAAUCUAAAGAUAAAUACAAUUUUGUUUUUCAAAAUAAUAAAAUUAACAGUACGAGUAUUUAUACUUUUUUUUCAAUUUAAAAAUAUCAUAACUAUUUUGACAAACUGUGUCAAAGUGUAUGAUAAAAUAAUAACCAUCUAAUAACUAAUUUAAACAUGAAAAAAAUAUAUAUUAUAAUGUUAAAGAAACACAUUUACGUGUCAGCGAAAAAACUUGAAUUUUUACUUGAAAAUAUCUUGAGAAAAAUAAUAAAAUGUACAAAAACACAUAAAAAAAAAAAAUCGAAGUCGAUGCUAAAAAGGGUCCAGAAUACAUUCAGGCGGAAUAAAGUUUAAUAAAUAGUAAAGAUAACAGUAAAGCUAUGGUCUUUUAAAUCAGAUUUUAGUGGUAUUUCUAUAUCACCUAGUUAUUUCGAUUCCAUCGUAACCCUUCACCAUGCAUAAUACCGUAAAAAAAUAUAAAAAAUAAAAAUCAAUAUCUUUUACAAUAAAAAAAUAAAAAAUAACAAGUAUUCAUAAUUUUUUUGUGAGAAUGAAAAAUGAUUUUCUUUAAAUUUUAUUUAUUUAUUUUUAUUUUAAGACUGCACGAUAGCGUGGAAUUUAUAAAAUAUGCUGACCUAGAUUGAUUUGGAUCAUUUAGUAAUAAAGUAUUUAAUUUGAUAAAUGCAAUUUUUAAAUUUUUGGAAAAAAAAAAAAUAAAUCAAAUUAAUUGAUGACUUAUUUUCAU
This is a messenger RNA of Aphidius gifuensis, 8941 nucleotides long. RefSeq lists its product as uncharacterized. The coding region runs from base 1329 to 4778 and encodes 1149 amino acids. Gene Ontology annotation, molecular function: signaling receptor activity. The transcript has 17 exons. The record is from RefSeq and is a predicted model, not a curated record. Lineage: Eukaryota; Metazoa; Arthropoda; Insecta; Hymenoptera; Braconidae. Gene Ontology annotation, biological process: nervous system development. Gene Ontology annotation, cellular component: external side of plasma membrane; signaling receptor complex.